AUGUCAAUUGCAAAGAACAGGUUCGAAAAGCUUUUCAAUUUCUACUUUCCACAUCUUUCAUAUCAUUUGCACCAAUCGACCGAGCCUAUAAACUGUAAACUAACAUUCCUGGACCUGGAGGUGGAAAUAGACGACAAGUACGAAAACUAUGAUAAGUGCGAAACUGCCAUCUUCGAGCUAGGAGAAAAAAUAUUGAGCAAGUACAUUGAGGACUUAAGCCAACACCAGGAGGAAAAUGCAUCGAACAGUAUCGGUGCGGGGAAAAAGACGAAUAUUGACAAAACGGGCGAAAACACCGAGAAGAUGCGGACUGAUAGAUCGAAUAUUGGUGGUGAUGAAAGUGCAGAGGUUGUUAAGAAAAUGGAAAAUGCCAUUAAGAAACGAAACAGCAAGCCGGUUGAGAGUACCGUGCAAACGGAUGGUCCAAUGAUAAGUCAAUGCCCAGAUUUUUAUGCCAAGCAGGUGCAUACUUUGUGUAUCUGCUACUCUUUGCCUUUUCCGGAGUAUCAUUUUUUGAAGGAAGACGGGUUGUACAGGUGCUAUACGUUGUAUGGUAGCAAAAAUUAUGAAUCAGAGUAUUUUUAUGAGAAAAAUGACGCGAAAGAAUUUGUGUGCAAAGCUAUUGCGGAUAAUAUCAAGAGUGGCGUGCUUAACGACGAAAAUUGAAAUAUGAAAAUAGGAGCCGUUGAUAACGGUGGAUUGGUGCUUUUUUGUUAUUUAUGUCACAGAGUCGUAACGAGGAGCGGUGACUCAGGCAUUGUUACUGAACCGUGGUAGUUUUUACGUUGAUAGAUGAGAAGAAUCAAAAAUAUUGUACGGUACAUCAGCGCCUCUAAACCAGAGCUGUUUAAAAUUACUGUUGAUACGAAAAUAAAUUUUAAUCAAGUUAAAUAUUUC
Vavraia culicis subsp. floridensis is the source of this 897-nucleotide messenger RNA. RefSeq lists its product as uncharacterized. Bases 1 to 666 code for a protein of 221 amino acids. NCBI's taxonomy places the organism in Eukaryota, Fungi, Microsporidia, Pleistophoridae. The transcript has a single exon. The record is from RefSeq and is a predicted model, not a curated record.